Molecule: messenger RNA, 3849 nt
Organism: Zophobas morio
Lineage: Eukaryota; Metazoa; Arthropoda; Insecta; Coleoptera; Tenebrionidae
Exons: 5
Coding region: 1-3849 (1282 amino acids)
Source: RefSeq, a predicted model, not a curated record
AUGGCAGAAGCGGACUGCUCGGUUCCUAGUCGGGCUGGCGAGAUUUAUCGUGUUACUAGUACAAAGGAUACAGUCGAGACCCAACUGCUCGUAUGGCACGUCCGUAAUAGAGAGAUGCUUUGCAGUAGGCUUGCGAUAGAUAGAAUCACCGUCGUGGGGGGAGAACAGUCCCGACCUGUAGCCCCAAACUCUGCUUGUGCUAGAACACCCUUAUGGAAACACCACCCCGUGGAAGAGGUUCAUUCAGCGAUCUCCGUGGCAGCAGUGGGCAGCAUUUCCGACAAAGGAAACACCACCCCGUGGAAGAGGUUCAUUCAGCGAUCUCCGUGGCAGCAGUGGGCAGCAUUUCCGACAAAGGAAACACCACCCCGCGGAAGAGGUUCAUUCAGCGAUUUCUACGGCAGCAGUGGGCAACAUCUCCGACGAGGAAACGCCACCCCGUGGAAGAAGUCGUCAUUCAGCGAUUUUCGCGGCAGCAGUGGGCAGCAUCUCCGACGAGGAAUCACCACCCCGUGCAAAAAUCUCAACAUCGGAACUAGGGCUUCAACAAGAGGGAGUCAGUACACGUUAAGCUACACUCUUAUCGUGGACGAGUGUAAACCAUUGAGAGGAGAAAGAAACGAUUUUGACGAAACUCAAUACCAGAUAGAGCAACUUGAAAAGGGGGCCGCAGAAGCCUAUGAAGGCUGCAGAUCGGAAUUUGAAAUUCGUUAUUGCGAUGUUGUGUGUCUUAUAAACGAUAUUAUAGAAAAAAGUCUCGCGGUUCCGGUUCCAUCGACUUCUUUAUUGCUUAACCCUACGGACGGUAAAAAUCCACGAGAUUCUAAUGACAGCAUGCAGUUGAAUCUACCCGUUUUAAAUAUCAAAUCAUUUAGCGGCGAUUACAAAGAAUGGCUAAAUUUUGAAAAUUCGUUCAAAUCGGUGAUAGAUGAGAAUAAGGCGUUAAAUAAUCGUCAGCGAUUUCAGUAUUUAAAGUCUUCCUUGCGCGACGAAGCCUUGCGUACCAUUGAAUCUUUAGUUAUUAACGAUGAAAAUUAUAAAGAGGCAUGGAGAUUACUAACUAAUCGGUUCAAAAAUACUCGUUUAAUAGUGCAAGAUCACGUAAUGUCCAUUUUAAAUGCUCCUAGUAUAAACAAGCAAUCACCAUCCUUAUUGCGGGCUCUUGUCGAUACGGUGGUGUCGAAUUUAACAUCUCUAAAAUCAUUAGGAAUAACGGUGGACAAAUGGGAUGCAUUACUUAUUCCUGUCAUUGUAGAAAAAUUGGAUUAUAGUACAAAACGUGAAUGGCAACUUUCCCUCGAUAAAGAUGUACCGACUUACAAACAGUUUAUUGAUUUUCUAGAAAAACGUUGUUUAAUGUUGGAAUCAUUAAGUUAUAUGUCGAAUAAUAAAACAUCAAAUGAAGGAAAGGUUUAUCAUAAACAAAAUAAUUAUUUCAACAAAUCAAAGACUGUUUCUCACAUAACCACUAAUAAAAAACAAGCAUCUUGUUCAAUGUGUAAAAAAUCAUCUCAUGUAAUUUUUCAGUGUAUAGAUUUUUUGAAAAUGUCAAUUCCCGAGCGUAUAGCGCAAGUUAAACGUCUUAAAUUAUGCAUCAAUUGUCUCCGAGAAAAUCAUCAGGUUGCUACAUGUCGUACCAGUCAUAAAUGUCAAGCUUGUAACAAAAAACAUAAUACGUUAAUACAUACAGACGAAGCUGACGCCGAUGAAAAUAGUUCAGUAACUUUAAGUAAUCAUUCUUCUAGUUUAUUAAAAUGCUCAGAUUCCGUUUUACUAUCAACGGCUAUAGUUCUUAUUAAAAAUGCUAAAAAUGAAUAUGAAACUUGUAGAGCUUUGUUGGAUCCAGGUUCUAUGUCCAAUUACAUAACUGAACCGAUGAUUAAAAAGCUAAAAUUGAGCACGAAACAAAUAAAUAUUCAAAUUAAGGGUUUAAAUGGAGCGGCAAGUUCUUCUCAAAAGCAAGUUUUAGAUGUGGGUAUAAAAUCUAUUUAUAAUGCGUACUCAACAAAAAUAAAUUGCAUCGUGGUGAACAAAAUAACCGAAAAUCUUCCGUUAGUGUCUAUCAACCCCUCAUCUUUGGAAAUUCCCAAAACCAUAAAACUAGCAGAUCCCAAGUUUUUCGAAUCGGGUACAAUAGAUCUUUUGAUAGGAGCCGGCCUUUUUUGGAAUUUACUUUGCAUAGGCCAAUUGUCCUCGCCGGGCAGUGGGUUAAUAUUUCAAAAAACACAUUUAGGGUUUAUUGUGGGAGGCCCUCUCGGUACCAUAAACUUACCGACAAAUUUUACAACAUGCAAUAUUUCCAUAUCCGGACCCGACCCCGGUUUAGAAAUACAGGCAAGAAAGAUUUGGGAAUUGGAAAAACCAGUAAUUACGGCGGAUUACGAUAAGAAUGCGUCUAACGAAGAAGAAAUUCUUUGUGAAACCCACUUCCGUGAAACUGUCCAACGGGACCAUGACGGGCGAUUUAUUGUACGGUUGCCCAUUAAAAAUAACAAAAUAAAUAUUGGUAAUUCACGAAAUGCAGCUCUCAAACGCUUUUUCAGUCUUGAAAGGAAUUUGAUCAAAAACCCACACGUUAAAACAAAUUAUGUAGAUUUCAUGUUAGAGUACCAAAAUUUAAAUCAUAUGGAAUAUUUAAGCCAACCACCCAACGACAACAAUUGCGUUUAUUUGCCUCACCACGCCGUGCAAAAGGAGUCUAGUACGACAACAAAAUUAAGAGUUGUUUUUGACGCGUCGGCAAAAACUUCAAAUAAACAAAGUCUAAACGAUAAUUUGCUAGCUGGGGCGGUAUUACAACAAGACCUAUUUUCAAUAAUAGUACGCUUUAGAACAUUUCAGUACGUGUUAAACGCUGAUAUAGCGAAAAUGUAUCGUAAGAUCAAGAUACAUCCCAACGAUACGAAUUAUCAAUUAGUUCUUUGGCGGAAUCAUCCAUCCGAACCACUAAAUACGUAUCGUCUUUUGACAUUAACAUAUGGUACCAAACCGGCAAGUUUUAUUGCUACGCGGUGUUUGAAGGAGCUAGCUGAUCAAAACCAAGCUAGGUACCCUGUCGCGAGCGAAAUCAUUCGUCGAGAUUUUUAUAUGGACGACCUUUUGACCGGAGCUGACUCGAUCGAAGAUUUAACUGAAAUAAAAAAUGAUGUAACGGCCAUAUUGAAACAGGGUCAAUUUGAAUUGCGAAAAUUUCAGUCAAACGAACUAAGUGUUGUAUCUAAUAAUGAUAAUUUCCAUGAUUCGAACGUACAAUUGCAUAAGGAUAAAUUUACAAAAAUUUUAGGUUUGUGUUGGAACCCUACCGUCGAUAAUUUAAGUUACGAGAUUAUACUGAAAAAUAUACCUAAUAAAGUAACCAAACGUGCCAUACUUUCGGUAACGGCCCAAAUAUUUGAUCCGUUAGGGUUGCUCGGACCCAUCAUAAUGCAUGCUAAAUUAAUUUUGCAACGUUUAUGGACGCUGAAACUGGGUUGGGAUGAAUCAGUACCUGCCGAUAUAUAUACGUCUUGGAUUACCUUUUUAAGCAGCUUGAACCAUAUACGUCAAAUUAAAGUGCCGAGAAAAAUUAUACCCGUCGCAUUUUCCGACCUUAUCGAAAUCCACGGUUUUUGUGACGCUUCCCAGCACGGUUAUGGGGCAGUGUUAUAUUUAAGAACUCGUAACCCAAAUAAUAAUAAUUAUGAAGUCAAUUUAAUAUGUGCAAAAUCAAGAGUAGCGCCUUUACGCGAUACAACCUUGCCACGUCUCGAACUUUGUGGCGCUUUACUGCUAUCACGGCUAGUAAAAGGGUAUAGUACUUGCAUGGAUAAACACGCAGUCGAGAUCACUAAAAACAUUUGUGGCAAAUAG